AUGGGCCUCCAGACACGUCAGGUGAUGGCGCCGGGCCUUGAUUCCAGACCGAACGUGGACGACUUUCGGGAAAACAGUCCCUGGGUGCAGUUGGCGAAAUCCCACUGGCUGGAGGGCUCCAAAACCCGCAAAGUCAAGCAGGAUGUCAUAAAAAAGGAGAUCUGGGAUCCCCUCGAGGCUGAAAAGUUCGCCUUUCGCUCGCUUCUCACCCUGGAGAACCUGAACAUCUUGGAAAAGUAUCUUUGGCCGACCUACACUGAAGAUGCGUCGAAUUACCAUGUGUUGUUGCUCGUCUUGAUUGUGAGUGUCAAGCAACGCGAACACUUACCGAUCUGGGAGGUCUUCUCCGAUCGCCCGGACGAUUUCUCGAACCUUUUCCAUCGAAUCCUCUCGAUGAGCAUCGACCCCUCCCUCGAUGCGUCCCCACGACUAUCCAUCAUCUCCUUUAUCAUCAGUGCUUUCCAAUCCGUCGAAAAUACCUUGAUCCGCAAAGAGUGCGCACCGCUCGUUUCUAUCUCCAUCUGGCACAACCUCUCCAGCGAAGGGGCAAGAGAUUCCUUAUUAGCAAAAAGUCCGGGGUUGAAAAAGGCAUGGCGAGCUGCAGCCAAACGGUACGAUGCGGGAGAUGAAGCUGCCAAGGCGAAGAUUCGCUUCGAGAGGUCAUGGCUGUACACGAUGUUCUUGGAUUUCCUCCGCAGAUUGAACAGCGCCGAGAAAGACCAGACACAGAACCUGAGAUACUGUGAGCGAUUCCUCGAGUUCCUCGUCGAUCUAGAAAGCCAGCCCCCCACCCGGCGCUACGUCAACACGCUUUUGAAGGACCUUAAUUUGCUAGCGGUUCUCCGUCUGUCGCAGCUCUACCGCUCACCCGACAAUGCGCUCUUCCGUGACCUCAGUGGUCUGCUCAAGCACUUUGCAUCGUUCGCCAUUGAUGACUUCACAGGAGAAGCUCUAUCGCCUCAGUCAGUCUACGAUGUCCAUUGCCAAGAGCUGGCACGUUUGCAGAGGACUUCCAUGAAAUACUUCAAGGACAAGCUUAUGAUCCUGGCCCUGUCCAACUACGGUUCUAUUGAGCAACGCUCGGAGUUGGAAGGUCAAUUGGCAUCUUUGCAGGAGGACGAACUGCAGAAGCUCUGCAGCCAUCUUGGAUUCCGCAUUGAGUACCCUAAACAGUCGCAAGUCACACCCGACCGCCAACUGUACAUGGAGAUCCUCCUCUCAUUCUACGAACGGAAGCCAACCUUUCAAGAAGCUGCAUCGCAGCUCAGCAUUGUCCCCACGGAGGUAGAUCUCUAUGAUCCUGCAUUGCUGCGCAAUGAGAAUUACGAUGGGUCUACCCCGCUAGCUAUUCCCAAAUUGAACCUACAAUACCUCAGCACUGGCGACUUCCUUUGGCGUUCAUUCCUCCUAUACCGCUCCGAGGCUUUCUUCCAGAUCCGGAAAGAUAUGGAGUCAGUCAUCAAGCGGAUGCAGCCCCGCGCAAGUCGUGAUGGUAAGACUGUGACAUUUGAUGGUUUCUCGAGGAUGGCUAUCCCGAUUACGAAGCCCGCUAUAAUUGAAGUCGCUCCUCCCAAGGUCGGUUCCGCCAAGCCUGCUUUUGUCAGGGCUGAAAUCGCCAUCGAGGUGGGCAGGUUAGCAGACCACAUUCGUAGGGAAUGGGACUCUCUGCGUCCAGAUGAUGUCAUUUUCCUCUUGGCCGUGCAGUCGGAUGGUGCCGCGAAGUCUGGACUUCGCGAGUCUGAAGCUCCCGGGCUGACACACCUUCGAACCGCAGAGAUAGUUCAGGUGCUAGACGAAAAUGGUCGUCCCUUACGAGAUUUCUCUUCCGGCCAGUCGAAUGGCUACAAACACAAACCUCGUGUCCGGAAGCUGUUGGUCAAUCUGGACCCCGCUGCUUUCAAGGCAGACAGAGACGCACUUGCCCGAGGAAAGCUGGAUAUUUAUUCGUCAAUCAACGUGGUUGCCCGGAGGAAGGGAAGAGAAAACAACUUUAAAUCGAUCCUCGAUACUAUGCAGAAAUUGAUCGUCUCCGACAUCGCUCUGCCUUCCUGGAUUCAGGAUAUUUUCUUGGGCUAUGGGGAUCCGGCCGGAGCUCGAUACACCGAAUUGCCCAAUCGACUUAAGUCGGUCGAUUUCCGAGACACAUUUUUGGACUGGCAACAUCUGAUUGAAAGCUUCCCCGGAAGGACCAUCGAGCCCUCGACCAGCGAGACCUCCAGUUUCGGUCCUCCGUAUGUAUUGGAAUAUGUUGAAGAACCUUCUCAGACCCCGUCAGCGGGCACCAAGAGGCGACGCAAAGAUCAGUCGGAAAAGGCAUCAGGUCCCAAGUCACUGCGCGUUUCGACAUACAAACCGCCACACCCAGGCCCCUAUCCGAUUGAUGCCCCCAAAUUGAACACAGUGCGCUUCACUCCGGCGCAGGUUGAGGCUAUCACGUCAGGGACCCAACCUGGGUUGACUGUCAUUGUCGGCCCUCCUGGCACUGGCAAGACUGAUGUCGCCACGCAAAUCAUCAACAACAUCUACCACGACUUCCCUAAUGAGCGUACACUCCUGAUCGCGCACAGCAAUCAAGCACUGAACCAGCUCUUCCAGAAGAUUGUGGCUCUUGACAUUGACGAACGUCAUCUUCUCCGUCUUGGUCAUGGUGAGGAAGAGCUAGAAACCGACUCAAACUACAGCAAGUACGGCCGAGUUGAGUCGUUUCUUGAAAACCGCAAUUUCUUCCUCAGUGAGGUCACUCGAUUGGCUGCAUCAAUCGGAGCUCAAGGGGCCCAUGGGAACUCCUGCGAAACUGCUGGUUAUUUCAACACAGUCUACAUUCAGCCUGCUUGGGCCAAGUUCUGGGAUCACGCGCGUGCCGAGGAUGUUUCCAACGAGGAAGUCGUCGCAGCUUUCCCUUUCCAUGACUAUUUCUCGAAUGCACCGCAGCCCGUCUUCGAACCUACCGCACCAAAAGAGACUAUACUCGAUGUAGCGAAGGGCUGCCAGCGGCACAUCGAUAAGAUCUUCUCUGAGCUGGAAGAUAUCCGGCCGUUUGAGAUUCUACGUCAGCAGAAGGACAAGGCCAACUAUCUUCUUGUGAAGGAAGCGCGGAUCAUUGCCAUGACAUCGACGCAUGCAGCGAUGCGCCGUCAAGAGAUUGCUGAUCUAGGAUUCCACUACGACAAUGUCAUCAUGGAAGAAGCCGCACAAAUUACAGAGAUUGAAUGUUUCAUUCCCACUGCGCUGCAGAACAUGAAGAAUGGCGAACUUCCUCUUAAGCGCGUGGUUCUUUGUGGUGAUCAUUUACAAAACUCGCCCAUUAUUCAAAACAUGGCCUUCCGGCAAUACGCACAUUUUGAACAGAGUCUUUUCCUGCGGCUGGUGAGACUGGGUGUUCCUGUUAUCACACUCGAUCAGCAGGGCCGUUCCAGACCGAGCAUUGCGGAGCUCUUCCAAUGGCGCUACAAACAGCUUGGGAACCUUCCCACUGUCGAGACGGUGGAAGAGUACAAACGGGCAAAUGCCGGUUUCCAAUUUGACUACCAAUUCAUCAACGUCCCCGACUAUCAAGGCAACGGGGAGCGAGAACCCACGCCACAUUUCAUCCAGAACCUGGGUGAGGCUGAAUAUGCCGUCGCCAUCUAUCAAUACAUGCGUCUUCUUGGAUAUCCUGCGUCGAAGAUCUCGAUCCUUGCAACGUACGCCGGUCAAACGGCCUUGAUCAAGGAUGUCUUGAGCCACCGCUGUGCCAAGAACGGAUUGUUCGGCAUGCCUAAGAUUGUUACUACUGUCGACAAAUACCAAGGUGAACAGAACGACUACGUCAUUCUUUCCCUUACGCGGACGCGUACCGUGGGGUAUCUCCGCGAUGUCCGUCGUCUGACCGUUGCGCUCUCUCGCGCCCGGCUGGGACUAUACAUCCUCGGUCGCCGUGAAGUAUUCGAAUCAUGUUACGAGCUGAAGCCGGCGUUCGACCUUCUGUUCCAGCGUCCGGAUAAGCUCAUGCUUGCACCGGGGGAGAUGUUCCCUUCUGCCCGCUCGCAGGAUGACGAAGUUCAAGGCACUCCAAUGGAGAGCGUCGAGCAUCUCGGGCAGUACGUGUUCGAAAUGACCCAGGCCAAGCUCAAGGCAAUGGGCGAAGACAACAUUGCUAUCGACAAUGAUGUGCAGGUCGCCGACGAGGAUCAGGUGGUCGACGAAGAUGAGGUCAUGAUGGGUACCGGCGAAGACAUGGAUGACGACCCUCUGCACGAACAUACCCUUACUGGCGUUUGA
Aspergillus aculeatus ATCC 16872 is the source of this 4260-nucleotide messenger RNA. RefSeq names its product RNA helicase aquarius. The record is from RefSeq and is a predicted model, not a curated record. Gene Ontology annotation, molecular function: helicase activity; mRNA binding. The coding region runs from base 1 to 4260 and encodes 1419 amino acids. The transcript has 4 exons. Gene Ontology annotation, cellular component: catalytic step 2 spliceosome. Gene Ontology annotation, biological process: mRNA splicing, via spliceosome. Lineage: Eukaryota; Fungi; Ascomycota; Eurotiomycetes; Eurotiales; Aspergillaceae.